AUGGAUUCCCUUACCCUCGUCUGCACCGUCUCUCUUCUCGCCGGCGGCCUUUACUGGUUCGUCUGCAUCCUUGGAUCCGCCGAACAAAAAGGCAAACACGCCAGUCAGCUCACCGGAGGCUCAAUCCAACGUGAAAACGUUCAAGACAAUUACAAUGAGUACUGGUCUUUCUUCCGUCGUCCCAAAGAGAUCGAGAAGACGGAAAAUGUUCCGGCUUUCGUUGACACCUUUUAUAACCUCGUUACAGAUAUCUAUGAAUGGGGUUGGGGACAGUCGUUUCAUUUUUCUCCUGCAAUCCCUGGGAAAUCCAACCUUGAGUCCACCAAAAUCCAUGAGCAGAUGGCGGUAGAUCUGAUUCGUGUUAAACCCGGACAGAAGAUUCUCGACGCCGGAUGCGGCGUCGGAGGUCCGAUGCGUGCAAUUGCGGCGCAUUCAGGUUGUAACGUCGUUGGAAUCACCAUUAAUGAGUAUCAAGUGAGUCGAGCUAAGGCACAUAAUAAGAAAGCUGGGUUAGAUGGGCUAUGUGAUGUCGUUUGCGGAAACUUUCUAGAAAUGCCGUUUGAAGAUAAUAGUUUCGACGGCGCGUACUCGAUCGAGGCGACUUGCCACGCGCCGAAGCUGGAAGAUGUUUACGGCGAGAUUUUUAGGGUUUUAAAGCCUGGAUCGAUGUACGUUUCAUACGAAUGGGUAACAACAGAAUUAUACAACGGCGAAGAUCCGGAACAUGUGGAAGUUAUUCAGGGGAUCGAGAGAGGUGACGCUCUGCCGGGGUUGAGGAGUUAUUCCGACAUUGCUGAGGUGGCGAAGAAGGUAGGAUUUGAGGUGGUGAAGGAGAAGGAUUUGGCGAAACCUCCGUCGCAUCCAUGGUGGACGAGGUUGAAGAUGGGGAGAAUUGCUUAUUGGAGAAACCACAUUUUAGUGAUGGUGCUUGAAACGCUCGGUGUUGCACCAAAAGGAACUGUAGAUGUUCACGAGAUGCUGUUCAAAACCGCCGAUUAUCUCACCAGAGGAGGAGAUUCCGGCAUUUUCAGCCCAAUGCAUAUGAUUCUCUGCAAAAAGCCAGAAAAGCCCCAAGAAUCUUGA
Messenger RNA from Lactuca virosa, 1083 nucleotides. The record is from the annotation of a GenBank genome assembly. NCBI's taxonomy places the organism in Eukaryota, Viridiplantae, Streptophyta, Magnoliopsida, Asterales, Asteraceae.